AUGGAUCCAACCUUGCACAAUGCUGCAGUGGAAGGCAAUAUCAGUAAUGGUGAUUUUUCACUUGCUGAAUAUCUGAAAAGGGAUGAAGAAAAUCCGUACCAAGUCACUCCAACAGGCAACACAAUCUUACACGUGGCCGCUCAUUAUGGCCACUCCCAUUUCGUGGCCGAAGUCCUUAAGAUUACUCCGGCAUUGUUAUGCCAUCAGAACAAGAAGAAUGAGACUGCGCUUCACGUAGCAGCUAAUGAAGGUCACGUCGAAGUAGUCCACUUACUGCUUAGUAUAGAUGAGCAUCAUAAGGAGACACUCAUGAGGAUGACAGGUGAGAAUGGAGAUACAGCCCUGCACAAGGCCGUGCGGAGCUGA
Molecule: messenger RNA, 366 nt
Organism: Capsicum annuum
Lineage: Eukaryota; Viridiplantae; Streptophyta; Magnoliopsida; Solanales; Solanaceae
Product: protein ACCELERATED CELL DEATH 6-like
Exons: 1
Coding region: 1-366 (121 amino acids)
Molecular function (GO): protein binding
Source: RefSeq, a predicted model, not a curated record